Messenger RNA from Cricetulus griseus (Chinese hamster), 6719 nucleotides. The record is from RefSeq and is a predicted model, not a curated record. NCBI's taxonomy places the organism in Eukaryota, Metazoa, Chordata, Mammalia, Rodentia, Cricetidae.
GAAUCUCAGGUGACUAGGCACAGGGAGUUUUUAAAGUCACAAAGUGAAAAGCACAGCCAGUGCUGGGAAGCCCCUGACUCCUGGGAACUUAGUUCCUGGCGAAGCCCACCACUCACAGACCACGGCAAGGUGAUCAUUCCGUGCUAUGAGUGUGCAACAGAUUCCCAUCUCCAGUUAGUCACACAGUUUAACCUGGACUUGAUCUCAGAGCCACUGUACUAGUCAUGUUGCAGGGAUCUGCAUGGACUCUAAAUGAUUUCUCUGUGCUUUUUCCAGACAGACUUACUGCUCCAGAAUGGAAGGACUUUAAAGCUCCUGGGUCACAUGUUACUCAAAUCCUUUAUUCCAUAAAGGCAUCAUAAAAUGAUGAUAAUUUUCUCUUUCUGUAGGUAAAACUCUAAAUUAACAAACAAAAACCCAGUUAAAUAGAGUUUGUUGAGGUUUUGGCCUCACCCGUGUUUCUUCACAAGGCUGGAGGGUGAAGUUCUGCAGGACGCUGAUGACAGCCAGUUUCAUGCUGAUGAGGGCAAACCUCAUGCCAGUGCAGUUCCUGUGUCCACUCCCAAAGGGCAGGUAUACAUAAGGAUCAACGCUGCCCUUGUUCUCCUUCUGAACCUGGAGUCACAGCAGGGAUGAAACCGAGGCUAUGGGACAUAAAGACCCCAAGAGCUCCCUGUUUGGAGUUCUCACACCUCUCAACCAGGAGGGCGCAGCAUACAUUUGUGGACUUGCAACUGAACCCCUGCUGCAGAUGUCUCACUGAUUGUGUGACUCUGAAAUUUCCCACAAGGUAAAGUGGUUGAAUUGGAGCAGAACACCAUGGACAGCCACAAGGAAGAGGAAAUUCUUGAAAAAGAUUUCAGGAUCCUACUGUCUCUAGGUUGUGGUACAUUCGGGGAGGUGAAGCUGGCCUGCCACCUCCCCACGAAUACUCAAGUGGCUGUCAAAGUCCUUGAGAAAACCUCCAACAGUGUGGCUGACAUCAGCGCUGAAGUGAACAUCCUUCAGUCUGUGGAACACAGGAACAUUGUUCGAUUUUUUCACAUGAUCGACACACUGAUGACCACGUAUGUGAUCAUGGAGUAUGUGGCAGGAGAAGAUCUGGAGAGCUGCCUCAGGGCACUGGGCUGUCUAAAGGAGGAUGAGGCUAGACCAAUUUUCCGGCAGGUCGUGUCAGCAGUUCACUUCCUCCACCAAAGACACAUUGCACAUCGUGACAUUAAGUUAGAAAACAUCCUACUCGAUGGAGCAGGAAAUGCAAAGCUUUGUGACUUUGGUAUGGCAAUUAAAAUCAGAGAAGGGCAGAUGCUUGAGGAGAUUUGUGGCUCCUUGCUCUAUUGGGCCCCAGAGAUCUUGGCAGGGAAACCAUAUGAUGGAAUGGCGGGUGAUAUGUGGAGCUUGGGUAUCGUCCUCUUUGUCCUUGUCACAGGGCACUUUCCAUAUGUGGAACCCACCCUUGAUGGUAUGCACAGGCUCAUCACCACCACAAUGUGUCCCAUUCCCUACCACCUGUCAAAACCCUGCCACAUUGUCAUUGCACGAUUACUCAUGGUCCCCACCUGGUACAGAAUAACAAUAGGUCAGCUUGUGCAACGACCAUGGCUGGGCCACAUUCAAGAACAUGUACCACCUGCCACUAAGGAAAUCCUUCCCAGGGUGGUGGAGACUAUGUGCACCAUUGGCUACACCUGUGAAGAGAUUGUGUCAUCCCUAAAACACAGGCAAUCAAAUAAUGUCACAGCAACUAUAAAUAUCCUCAAAUACCAACUGAGCUGUGGGGAUAGCCAUGGACAAGGUAAGUCCUGGCUAAAUAUGAUCUGCGCACACCCUCUUAGACUCCCCCUUCCCUUGGGGAGGAGAGCUAGUGAACCAGGUCUUCCUUCUGGGAAGAGUCCCUUUCACAAAGAGGGUGUGGAAGAAAGAGCCAAGGGAUGCAGAAGCUACCCCAUGCUCAACAGGGGGUCCUGCCUGGAGGUGAUGUCCUGGUCAGAUAACACCGUCCCAGAAAGAGGUGCUUAUGUGGCCGAUGCCAUCAACACUGCAACAUGGGGCAUGAAUUUGGUUGACAGUCUGCCUGGCAAUCUCUCCUCCCAUGAAUCAGCCCUGGAUAGAACACUCACUGGGUUUCUGAACUUGGGCUUCUCCAUAGAGGAACCAUCCACAGGGCCAGACAUUCCCAGUGACCAGUCCCAGGUGGCACCCACAACAUCUGGAUCCAGGCCAUUCAGAGGCUGGAGACUGACAAGGAAGCAAAUUGUCCAUGCACUGAGAGUACUGUGCUGCUGCUGCUGCUGCUGCUGCUGCCACCACCGCCGCCACCUGCCCACCCACCCCAUGGGUGGAAACUGAAAUGGCCUAAUCAAUUCCUGCCCUGAGGAGUGACUGCCGCAGGAGAGAUCUCCAGAGUGCCAACUCCCUCCAUUCCAGGCUUCUGCAUCCGUCCUCCAGCUAUUGAGUCUGGGUUGCAAGUUUACGUCUUCUUCAGCGUACUCCAGCUCCAGCACUGCUGCUGUACCAAGAGGUGGUCAUAAGGCACAUCUGCCCAAUGGCCUGCUACCUCCGUUGCUUUGGACGUGCUUGUAGGACCACUCUCACUGAGUGGAAAACAGCUGCCUCUACAACCAGGAAUGCCUUUGUACCAACCCAGGCUGCUCAUCGUCUGGUCACUUUAACCACUUCAACUUAUUUUGAGACAGUCUUUUGGAAAGGACAGCAAGCAAGACCUCUGAAAGUGACAGCAAGCUGGAGGAAAAUGGGUACCACUGUGGAUGGAUGCUGGGACUUUGCUCCACUUUGGAUAUAACCCAGAAGUCCUGCCUGAACAGGAAAAGAAAGUAUCUCAGAAGAGCCUUGGGGAAUGAAUGUGCUUCUCUUUCUGACCUCUAGCCUGGAUCUUCUAAGAAGGGCAGUGUCCAUAGAUCCCCUGUCCCAGGUCACCACUAACAAGAAGAGGGAGAACUUGAGGUCCUACAGUUGGACAGUCCUCACUGAUAUUAGAUAGACACAAUCACAAACAAACAAAUACUGAAGUACUCAAUUAGGAUUUUCCAACAUUAAUUUCUGUAAAUUGGGUUUCAGAAAUGUUGAUACAUGGCUGACAGAAAUCAAAUUAAUAGCUCUCAGGUUUAGCCAGUUGCUAUUCUAAAGCUGUUAGAUCUUUGUACUUCAUCUAUAGACUCAGGAAAAUCUACUCUGAUGUUCAAACACCAAAUUUAACAGCCAACUGGACCUAAACCUAGAAGACAUGGCAGAGGACAAAAGAGAUUCCUCCAGACUCUGAACUUCUGGUUCCAGUAAUUCCCACAAAGCCUCAGAUAUCCAGAAAGUUCUCCAGGGAAGUAAUGGAGACUGGACACAUGGGACAGAACACAAAGCUCAGCAACAGACCCAGACAAACCCUCUAGGCUGAUUUUUUUUUUCAUAGCCACCCAUGAAAUUCAAGGCAGACAAAUAAUCUGUACCUAAAGGGCUGCAGAAGCAUAUUGAAAAACAAAGAAUAGGGACCCAAUUGGAAAACUGAACACAGUCAUUGUUUCAGCUGACCUCAAGUCCAUAUGCUAUAGUGUUCACAUAAAAGUUAUAGAAGAGACCGUGUAAGAUCAGAAAUAACAUGGAGAAGAUGAACUGUAGACACAGGAGCCCUGAUGCCACCAGCCAAGAAAAUACAGAUGCUGGAGCAUGGGUGCAGCAGACACUUCCCUAAGACUUUGAGAGAGAUCCUGGCUCCUGACACAACCCAGUAGAUAACAAAUCCCUGUCAGUGUACAUUGUGUGGCUCUGAGGAGGUGGAAGUGUAUUGUGUGCUGUGUGGUGUGAUGAGGGCUGAUACCUCUCACAUGGAGAUGAGCUGUCGAGCUGGAUCGCAUUAGCACUGUAUUGGAUGGCACAGCCAAGCAGAAGAGCCCGAUACCUAGAUACUUAUAUGUGCUCUGCAUGCCCCUCCCCCUGUCUACAGCUUACAUACAUUGUCAGGUUAAGGGCAUGCAGGACAUCCCUCACCCACAUUUCACCACACAGUUUUCUAGGGAUCAGGCCUAGAUAAUUCAACUCCCACAAUGCUAAGUACCAGACCCUGCUAGAAAUCCCUCCAAUUCCAGUGUCAAAUGAGAUACGGUGGGAGCUAUCAGGCAUCGCUGGACACUUCACCUCCUGUCAAUGACACAUAUGUACUGCUAGGUUCAGGCCCAGCCAGAUGCCUCCUGCUCUGACACAUAUGCCUCCCUCCCUGACUAGGUAUAAUACACUGCUGGACACCAUACACAUCCCACCUCACUUGCUCUGCAAGCUGCCAGACCCUGCUGAAUAACACCUCCUCACACACAUACAACCUCAAAUACACUCCUAAAUAUUGGCCCAUGUAGGAGCUCCCACCCAACUGCAUACUAACUGCUAGGUAUUAGGCCUUGCUGAACAAAACAGUAUUUCCAGGUUUGCACCCUGACUGACACUCAGUUAACCCCACUUAGCAGGCCAUGCUGGAUAAUCUGUCACUCUGCCCAAAACACACUAUUAUUUUUUACCCCACGGGUUACCACCACACCACAGAAGGCCCACAAGGCCCUCUUCUACAUCCCACCACACAAGCGACAUUCUCCAGUGUCAGUUAUCAGGCCCUGCAGGAUACCACAUGACACCAACCCGUAUAUAUUUUCAGGGUAUUACCCCUGUGGGGAAUCCAAACACUCAGGCCAUGACAACUCCUGUAAUGGUAGCUGAGGGCCCAUUACCUGCAGCAUCCUCGAAGACAUUGCUAGGUAUCAGUCCCUGGUGACACUUCCAAAUGCCUCACACACACUCUGAAGUGCCAUGUAACCCUGGAUAACAACUCUGCCACCAUCCAACGACUAUGAUAUUAACAGGCCUGGAUGGACACUAAUUCACCCCAUCUUCCAUGGUGCCCUGCUGGGUACCCCCUUCUACUGCUUCCCACUGAUAAGCAUUGUUAUUUACCAGGCCCCUUAGACACCCAACCACUCCCAGGACCACAUGUCUACUUCUAGUUAUGAGGUUUUGUUUGACCUUCUCCACAUCGGACUAUGCUGGGAGCUUCUUCUCCUGCCACACAAAGCUGCCUGCCAAGUAUUUGCCUUACUGGACAUCCUUCCUCUGAGCAUGUCACACCCUUAAUGCUAGGCAUCAAGUUCUGCUGGACUCCUCCCGUAACCACUCUAAGUGCUGUGCAUCGGGCUCUGCUACUUACUGUGCCAUGCUGUGCAUUAACCUCCAUGUAGUGGCAUAUAGAGGAUGUGUAUCACAUUCACCUGACCACCAACCUGUGCUCUCAAAAACAUGGUGUGAGACCAAGCUUGUCACACACCCUUAUCAUAUACUGCUGGCCAGCAAACACUGCUGUAUUUCAUGCCCUGAGAGGAACUGUGUCACUAUCAUAUACAAGCUUCUAGGUAUCAGGUCCUGUUGACACUCUUGUGUAGAUGCUGUCAUCCAUACAAUACUAGUCAUCAAGUCUUAUCUGACAUCUCAACAUUCUGUUCCCACAUAAACAAUGUAGGGCUUGAGAUGGGGGUCCAGAAGGAUUAGAAACACACCAGUGCAUACAAGACUGAACCAAGGUAUCCUGCCAUUGCAGCCAAAAACAUAAAAUAUGGCCAAGGGUAAGGUCUUGACAGGAACCCCCUCUACUAUAUAUAGCCAGUGCUAAAGAGACAGGGCAAGGUGUCAGAUCCUGCUAGGUAAACCCUCUCCAACAGCUAACAUUAUUCUCACACAGCUAGGUAUCAGGUCCUCCAAAGGACCCCCUGCUUACAGCUAACCCUCUCUAAUGAGGAUUAGGUGUCAGACCUGCCAGGUACUCCAUGAAUAUAGUCAAAGACACCACAUAUAAACAGACUAGGUGCUAUGUUCAUCAAUACUUCCCUCCUUUAACACCAAGGUCACCUGGAACACAAUUAUAAUUGUGCCAGGAUCUCCUAGGUGGGCUCUGAAAAGUCAGUCUCAUAUACUUGGCUAUGUGUCAGGUCCUCCUCAGAAACACCUCCCCUAGAGCAAUGCUUCAAAUACACAUGAAUGGAGAGGUGUCUGUCAUGCUAAGAGUCUCUUCCCCUAUAGCCAGUUCCACACAUACAAAUAAGGAUGGUGUUAGAACGUGCUAGCUGGCACCUACCCCCGCCCCCCCAUACACACACAGAGGGAGGGAGGAGAGGGGAGAGGAUAGAAGGGAGGGAAGAAGAGAGACAAAAACAGUGCUAAGGCACAUGUCCUCCAUGGUAUCCCCACACUUAUCUCAAAAGUCCCACGCACAAAUAGGUAGGUUUCAGGUCCCGAUAGAAAUUCUGUCUUCUACAGCCAAUGACAAAACAUAGGGCUAGGUGGCAUGUCCUGCUAGAUUUCCUUCUGUCACAGCCUUUGCUACACCUACACAUUGGUGCUAGAUCCUGAUAGGUGUGCACUAACUUAACAAAUUCACCCACACAGGCACACAAACAUACAUCACAGGAGAAAUCUAUCAAGAUGAAGUCUCAAUUCUGAACAUUUAUGCUACAAAUACAAAGGCAUCCACGUUCACAAAAGAAAUACUAAAACAAAUCACACAUAAACCUCAAACACUUAAUAGUAAGAGACUUUAACACCCUACUUUCACCACUGGACGGGAACACCAGACAGAAACUUAACAAAAAAACAAAAGAACUAAUAGCAGUUAUGGCACAAAUGGGCUUAACAGACAUGUAUAGAACAUUCCAUUAGAAUAGAAAACAACAUAA